Molecule: messenger RNA, 1822 nt
Organism: Musa acuminata AAA Group (dessert banana)
Lineage: Eukaryota; Viridiplantae; Streptophyta; Magnoliopsida; Zingiberales; Musaceae
Product: omega-hydroxypalmitate O-feruloyl transferase
Exons: 3
Coding region: 455-1822 (455 amino acids)
Molecular function (GO): acyltransferase activity, transferring groups other than amino-acyl groups
Source: RefSeq, a predicted model, not a curated record
CACUAUUAUUAGUUGACUAUUUUAGGCUUACCAAAGCAUAAAUAGGCCAACAGCCCCUUCCGUGUGACUCAUGACCUCCUCCAUGCAUGCAACCUUGCUACUUGUGGUGUGAUGGAGUCUGCACCCGCCUCUACAGCAAUGCAAUUUAUGACACUUAAUCCAGUGACACUGACAUCACACUGGCAGUCCAAGAUUGCAGCAUCCUAACAUUCAAUGACCAGCAUGAUCUAUUAUUGUCAUCCAUGGUAAUCAUCACUCGCAAUGCAACUUUGCUGAUUUGGGCCAAUGAUAUGGGAGUCCUGUAGGUUGGGAGGUCAAUCACAUCAACAGAAGAGAUCGUUUUGGCUCACUUCCUCUGAGCUCUCAAAACUGUUAGCUGUGCACUUCAUCCCGCCCAUCCACCAGUCGACUUCUCGUCUCAAGCUCUCUAUAAAUUGCACCGUGUGUUAGCCCCAUGGAACCAACCAUCUCUCGUCUUCUUUCUCGAGUUUCUAAUCAGAUGUCUCAGCUGUCGAACAUGAUUCCAGAGCCGAGAGAGAAGUUUGAACUCUGUGUGGAGCAAGGGGAACCGACGCUUGUUCCGCCGGCGGAAGAGACGGCGAAGGGCCUCUACUUCCUCUCCAACCUCGACCAGAACAUUGCGGUCAUAGUUCGGACCGUAUACUGCUUCAGGUCGCAGGAGAAGCGGAACGAGGAAGCUGUGCAAGUGAUCAAGGCGGCUCUGGCGAAGGUCCUCGUUCACUACUACCCGCUCGCCGGGCGGCUGGCGAUCAGCGACGAGGGGAAGCUCAUCGUCGAUUGCACCGGAGAAGGGGCGGUGUUCGUGGAGGCUGAAGCAGAUUGCGAGAUGGAGGACGUUGGCGACAUCACGAAGCCUAACCCCGACACUCUCGGCAAGCUCGUCUACACCAUUCUCGGUGCCAAUAACUUGCUGGAGAUGCCGCCAUUGGUCGUUCAGGUCACUACGUUCAGGAGCGGGGGAUUCAUCCUUGGGCUAGCCGUCAACCACUGCAUGUUCGAUGGGCUGGGCGCGAUGGAGUUCGUCAACUCCUGGGGCGAAACGGCACGAGGCCUGCCGAUAUCGGUGCCGCCGUUCGUCGACCGCACCGUUCUCGAGUCUCGAAAUCCUCCUCUCGUCAGUUUCCCCCACCACGAGUUCGCCGAGAUCGAAGACGUCUCCGACUCCACGGCACUGUACGGUGAAGAGAUGGCGUACAGGUCCUUCUGCUUCGAGCCUGAGAAGCUCGGACGCGUGAAGAGGAGAGCUCUGGAAGACGGAGCUCUCGCCAAGUGCACGACCUUCGAGGCGCUCUCCGGCCACGUGUGGAGAGCCCGGACGGAGGCCCUGAGGCUGCAGCCGGGGCAAAAGACGAAGCUCCUGUUCGCGGUCGACGGGCGGUCCCGAUUCGAUACCCCGCUGCCGCAGGGCUACUUCGGCAACGGCACCAUGCUCACCGGCUGCCUGAGCACGGCAGGGGAGCUUCUGGGCCGCCCGCUCUCGUUCGCCGUCGGACUGGUGCAAGACGCAGUCAAGACGGUGACUGAUGAAUACAUGAGAUCGGCGAUGGACUACUUCGAAGCCACGAGGGCGAGGCCUUCGUUGACGGCCACUCUUCUGAUCACAACCUGGUCUCGGCUGUCCUUCCACACCACGGACUUCGGGUGGGGGGAGCCAGUGCAGUCCGGGCCUGUGACUCUACCUGAGAAGGAGGUGAUCCUGUUCCUGUCCCAUGGGAAGGAGAGGAAGAGGAAGGGCAUCAACGUGCUUCUCGGGCUCCCAAGCUCAGCAAUGGCACGAUUGCAAGAUCUGAUGGAGAUAUAA